Drosophila montana is the source of this 1620-nucleotide messenger RNA. Its product is annotated as epidermal growth factor-like protein. The transcript is spliced from 4 exons. Bases 45 to 1463 code for a protein of 472 amino acids. The record is from RefSeq and is a predicted model, not a curated record. NCBI's taxonomy places the organism in Eukaryota, Metazoa, Arthropoda, Insecta, Diptera, Drosophilidae.
AGCUAGACGGUUGAGAAUUUUGCUAUUUACGAAAGCCUCUCACCAUGGAUAGUAAUCGGGGUGCAAUAUUUUUGAUUUGUUUAAUUGCUGCGGCUAACUGUACGCCUGUCAUGCAUAAGGAGAACAAGAGCACGUAUAAUAAUACGUGUUUAAGGAAAUUGGACUCAGUUAUAAAUAACCCAAUUAAGCAAGAAUCAGCGUAUGAAUGCUGUCCCGGAUAUGUUGGAACGAUUGACGAUUGCCAGCCCGUUUGCUCUGAGGAAUGUGGUACCAAUAAGUACUGCUCUGCUCCAGAGCACUGUGAAUGUCGAGAGGGCUAUAAGAUGUCGUCAAAUGGAGACUGUCAUCCGCCGUGUAAAGAAGGCUACGAAAUGCUGCCAACGGGUGAAUGUGCGUCUAGGACUGAAAGCAAGGAAAUCGAAGAGAACCCCGAUCAGAAUUGCUGUAAGGCAGAUCCCUGCUUGCCUGAGGAUCCGAAUUUAUGCACAAGGGAAGUGCCAUACACUGGCGAACAGCAACCGGAGUACUAUUCAUUAAAAGAAGAGUUUGAGAAAUUAAAUCUUACAUUUCCCAACAUUAUGUAUACCAAAAUUGAAAGAUAUUGCUGCGACGGUUACGGGAAGCAAGCCGACGAAGAGCUCUGCCAACCCGUGUGUCAGCCCAACUGUGGUGCAAAUAGCUACUGCAAGGAACCAAACAAAUGUGUGUGCCAGGACAACUACCACAUGGGAGUAGAGGGACAUUGUGUGGAGAAUUUUAAAGCUGAUGAUCUGCAUGUGUGCAGCAAAAAUGUGACCACAACUGAGCUAAAGAUCCACUGCUGUGAUGGCUAUGAACAAAAAGCGCUUGGCGAACUCUGCCUGCCCAAAUGCAGCCAAAGUUGUCGCCAUAACUGCCGCUGUGUACGACCUGAGGUGUGCGAAUGUGCAGAGGCUGACUCCCACUGUCUGUGUGAGGCAGGCUAUGCCAAGGGCAAAUCCGGACACUGCGAACCACCAUGUGCAGCGGGUUGUAUUGCGAACAGCCGCUGCCUUCCGUCCGGACUAUGUCAGUGCGUUGAGGGCUACACAAACAGCAGCGGCAGCUGCCAGCCCGAUUGUCUGGGGGCCAUGCCAGAGCACAGUAAGUGCGUACGUCCAGGCGAAUGGGAAUGCGAUUCGGGCUACAUCAAGCUUCGCGCUGCCAAUAAGCAGAGCUACACCUGUGAGCCGCAUUGUGAGCAGAGCUGCUCCACCUAUGGAAAAUGUGUGGCACCUAAUAUCUGCGAGUGCAAGCCUGGCUAUAAGCCCAUUAACCUUGGCGUAGACGGCGAGACCCAUGAAUUCAUUGAGAGCUGCAUACCAGAAACGUCUGCCGAUUCUUUUGCAUAUCCAUAUAGGCAACCCACAACUAAAGCUUCAGAUAAGCAAAUACUUUCGAAGAAAACUGAACAGAUAUCAUUUCGAACCGGAUCCGCUAGCUAGAAGACUAUGCACAUUCUUAUUGUCAAUAUAUUUUUAAAACCUGAUUAGCUUUUUGCAUUUUGUAUACCGAAUUUAAAUGCUUAGAACAGUUUGCUUGGCCAAUUUCAAUCUUUAUAAUAAAAUAAAUUUUUCAUAUUCCACUUGCUAGAAGACUUUC